This is a messenger RNA of Amoebophrya sp. A120, 3316 nucleotides long. The record is from the annotation of a GenBank genome assembly. NCBI's taxonomy places the organism in Eukaryota, Dinophyceae, Syndiniales, Amoebophryaceae.
GCGCGGAGCUGCAGGCCUCGGAGUCCGCCAUGCACCGCGCGCAGGAGGAGCGGGACCAGGAGAAAGCGGCCCUGUUGGAGCUGGAGGACAAGGUGGAGCAGACGGAAAAGCUGCUGAAGCAAACGGAGAAAAAAGAGAAGAAGCUUCUGGAGGAAAACGCCAAGAAGGACGUGCGCGACGUGAAAAAGCUGCAAGAGGACUUCAAGGUUCCCGACCCGGUUUUGAAGUGCCUCUUGCAAACCAGGAUGUGCCUCCAGGCGGGCCACCACAAGUGCUGGAGCAAACCUCCUCCCGCGGACGAGCAGCACGGGGGACAAGGAGCAAACCCUGCGGCGGGAACCGAAGAUGUUGAAGGAGAUGGGGAAGGAAUAAACACAGCAUCUUCAAAGCCGCCAGAGCUGAUCGUGCUAGAAUCGGAGGAGAUCGACGAUUUUGCGAGCUGCCGGAAAACCGCGCGGGUCAUCGACCUGGACGAAGGCGCCUCGGAUGAGGAGAGGCAGAGGGAAAAACAAGAUAAACAAGGAGCAGCGCAAAAGCGAAGCGGUUCAGAAAGGAACAAGGACGACACGACAAUUGGGGCCGGCGGUUGUACGAAAAGUGCAAGCACAUCAAGGCCGGCAGCUGGAUCCUCUUCAUCUUCCUCGAGUGCUCCUGGAAUAAAUCAGACGAACACGGCGAAUGCAGCUAGUAGUACUGGUGCGUCGACUUUGGGUGGAACCGGCGCUACUUCGUCCAGCUCGAGCAGGCCUGCGGUAAUGCAGCACGAAGAACUUCUACAGCCCGCGCCAGAUACUAACCAGAAUAUCGUUAAUAAAACAGCCGUCCCGCCGCACGCACAGCCUUUUGUGCUGGACAUCUCGGACUUUUACCCGUUUCGGGACCAAAGCGAAUCGCUGCUGCCGGAAAAGACUAGUGGCUGGCCGCAGGCCGAGACGACGCGGUUCUACCAAGUGAUGCGCAAGGACGACGACGAGCGGCGACGGGUGCGCCGCGAACUGACCGCGGGAAGGAAGCGAUACAACUUCAAGCGCAAGCGGGCCGCAGAGCACGAACAAGAGUGCAUCGGCGUGGAGAACGAGAUCGCGGCGCUCGAGGCGGAGCUCGGCAAACUGGACGACGAGUUGUGCGUUACGAAGUAUGAGAAGGAGCUCGCGAGCAAAAACGUGGACCCCGACCGCGGGCCUGCCCGCGAGGCGGAGAAGCUCUUCUCGCCCUCGCCCGCGCCACGGGUGAGGAAGCAGGAGAAAAGGCAAUUAUUGGGAGCGGCGGGCAUCACUACAGGAGCAGGUGUAGGUACAAGUCAAGUCAGGAACAGAGAAUUGAAAGCCGUUCCCUCGUCCCCCCUGGAGCUGCCGUCCUCCUCCUCGCGAGGCUUUGUCGGCGGAACAAAGACGGGUGUUCGUGGCGAAAGUGAUCUGCUCCGAGGGCCACAGCUGCAAGAUGAACCUCAGGCGAAACGGAGAAAAAUUUUGCAGGACGCGGUCACCUCCACUGGGACAAGUGGCAAUGCUGUAGGGUCGAACUCCAACUCGUCAAGCAGAAAAAGAGAUGCCGCCGGUCUAAUUGUAAUUGACGAAACUGCAAGUAGGGACGCAAUGGUAAUGGAUGUUGCUAAGAGCAGGGAGCGAAAAGUACGCCCUCCAGCAGGGCUAAGGAGCAGGUGGGCGCAUUCUCGCCCACCUGCUCCUGCUGCUGUUGACGAAAACCACUUUGGUCUUCACCAGAGCCUCCUGCCAAACGACCCCCGGCCCGAUGAUGCGACUGUGGGUGUGGUGGAGAUAAAAGAGGCUGUGACCGCUACGAGAAGUGCCGCAAAUUAUGCCGAGCAAACCGAUCAUGACGCCUCGAGCAAUCCUCCGUUUGAGGCAAUGAAUUCAAAUGAACCUGCUCCGUCGGGGGCACCAUCAAGUCGCAAGGGUCCUGCAAUGUCGACGUCUUUGGCCACAGGCGUUGACGAUGUGCACCCCUCUAUCUUCACGGGAGCUGCCCCAACAUCGUCGUCAGCCGGUGGCAACAAACAGAUCGAGAAUGUGACAAGCCCUGGCCUAAGCCAUGGUCUUGAACGACAGCACCACAGAAACAAAACAGGAACCGAUGAAGCAGGGCUCUUUGACGGUCCGGAGAAGGCAGUGCCCAGCCCCGUGAGGUCGAUCGCUGGUCGAUCUGCUCCCGCCGCGAAGGGCCCUGAACUGGAGCACUUGAAGAGACAGAAGGUCAUGAGUUCUUCGUCUACCUCCUCGGCCGCCGCGCCUCAAGAUAAGCUCCAGGGGCUUCCCUCCACUUCGGCAGCAGCGUCAUCGGCAAUGGCCCCUCCGGUACUUGAACUUGGAGACAAAAAGCGCCCUGUUGUUCAUCUGGAGGCCGCCGCGAAUUCAACAGACGGCAAGGGCGGCUUACCACCUGUACUAACAGGACCACAACCGGGAACAUCGAGAACCGGCAGCGCUUUAGUACGUGGUGCUGCCAGCAGUGAGAUCCUGCCGUCGUCAACAUCAUCAUCCUCGAUGAAUACUACGGCCAGUACUCGGGGCACCAACAAAGGGAAGAACAAAAUGAAAAGACCGGCUGAAAACUACAGCAGCGACGAGGAGAAAAACCAAAGCCAAAAGCCCGGGAUGUUGGGAGCAGCCACUUCCAGAGGCGGCAAGAAGGGCAGCGCCGGCACCUUUCGGCCGCGAGUAAAUCUGAACCUGCUCGGAGGAACUACCGGGGUCGGCAGUGGUCGGGGGAACUACAAUUCCGGAGGUGCUCAAUCCGCAGCUGCUGUAUGGUUGUACACGGAAAAGUGGCGGUGUUUUGUAGCAAUGCGAUUCAUGAUCAUGAUGAUCUUCUUCAUUCGCAUGAAACUGAAACUGAGUUGCAGAUCGCAUACAGGGGACAACUACAGAAGAUGAUAUUUGUGCAUGAUGGAAAAUGACUCCGCAUUGCGCACAAGGAUCCAUUACCACUUUUCCACUGGAUGCUGCUCAGGGACGAAUCCGGCCGCGAAACGAAGUGCGGUGCCCAAAUUCGCCCGGCACAUUCAAUGAACAUCAACACUCUCUGUCAGUUUACUUAUUUCGUUCCUCUAGAGCGACCACAGUUUGUCUCCAAGUCCAAGCACAGUCUCCGGGAUCAUUCCCUGUUUACGCAUUCUGCAGCAAGAUACUGUAAUAAUCAGAACCCCAAAAUGAAUCACGCCAAACAUACAGGUGUGCAUGAGCAGUUUUACCAUUACGGCAAAGAGAAACGAACCCAACAUGUUGAGCGCAUUUUGCUUGUAUUUUGCUCGGACCUUCACGCACUGGGUCUCAGACACAGUGCGAAAAGCUACUAC